AUGGCAGGCUCGGCGGCUGCUCGGGCUCGGCUCUGUGCCUGGGGAGUGAGGGCCCUGCGAGGCCGAGGCUUCCGUUCAGACGUGCUUGAAAGCGUGGAGUCGGGCGCGGGCUCCAUCCGAGAGGCCGGCGGGGCCUUCGGGAGGAGGGAGAAGGCUGAAGAGGAUCGGUACGUCCGAGAGAUGACCAAAAUACAGCUGGCUGCCCUGAGGCAGCACCACGAGGACGAGAUUGUCCACCACAAGAGGGAGAUUGAGCGGCUGAAGAAACAAAUCGAGCGGCAUCAGGAGAAGCUAGCCAGACUGACGGAUAACCAAAAGUGA
This is a messenger RNA of Psammomys obesus (fat sand rat), 321 nucleotides long. RefSeq names its product ATPase inhibitor, mitochondrial-like. Gene Ontology annotation, biological process: negative regulation of ATP-dependent activity. Gene Ontology annotation, cellular component: mitochondrion. Gene Ontology annotation, molecular function: ATPase inhibitor activity. Bases 1 to 321 code for a protein of 106 amino acids. The record is from RefSeq and is a predicted model, not a curated record. The transcript has a single exon. NCBI's taxonomy places the organism in Eukaryota, Metazoa, Chordata, Mammalia, Rodentia, Muridae.